Molecule: messenger RNA, 813 nt
Organism: Triplophysa dalaica
Lineage: Eukaryota; Metazoa; Chordata; Actinopteri; Cypriniformes; Nemacheilidae
Gene: mustn1a
Product: musculoskeletal, embryonic nuclear protein 1a
Exons: 3
Coding region: 430-654 (74 amino acids)
Biological process (GO): tissue regeneration; chondrocyte proliferation; chondrocyte differentiation
Cellular component (GO): nucleus
Source: RefSeq, a predicted model, not a curated record
AUUUCAAAGCAUAUCUCCUUGCAAAAGAUGUCAUUCCAAAGGAAUACGGAAGACGGACAAAUAAACAAACAAACAUCAAACAGUUCCACAAUUCCAAAAACACGUCCUCUCAUUUAGAGGCAUUUACAAGCAUCUGCACAGACAAUGUUUUGACAUAAACCAUACCCCGCUGUUAGCAUUUCUGAGCAGCUGGAACCAAUUGUAUUGAAGAUGUCAUGCUUUUAAUAAUGGCUUCAUGUCCCUGAAAGAACAGUGACCCAAAUUAAAUGGGAGGAGUACCAGUAUGACUCAUUCUUUGGCCAUAAGAAAUAUGGCCCACUUGGGAUUGGACUUUGCAAGGGAAGGGUGUGUGUUUAUAAAUCCAUAUGUGACGAGAAACAGAGGAAGAAACUUCAGCAGAGCUUUGGAACUUAAAAACUUAAGUGCACAAUGUCUCAGGAAGCAGGAGAUGAGGGGACGAUGAAGAGGCCUGAAGUAAAUGCGGAGGAACUGAUUGGUGCGAGGGAUAAACUUGCCUCUGGGACAGAGAUGAAGAGCAAAACCUUUGAAGUGAUGCAGGAAUGUGAACGAGCUGGGAAAGUCGCUCCAUCAGUAUUCAGCAAAGCACGCUCCGGAUCUGAGACAGUUUUUAACACAUCCAGCAAGAGAAAGUGACAUUGUACGACCACAUACUCUACUCUGUUUAAGUAAAUUAUCGAGCUGAAAUUAUGUUAUGUGCAUUUCUUAAAUAUAAAAAUGCAUUGAGAUUUUGUGAUGUCAGAUUUUGUCCGAAAACUUAGGACUUCACAAUAAUAAAACAGUUUUUUUUCUGAA